This is a messenger RNA of Bombina bombina (fire-bellied toad), 6951 nucleotides long. RefSeq lists its product as uncharacterized. Gene Ontology annotation, cellular component: external side of plasma membrane; membrane. Gene Ontology annotation, biological process: heterophilic cell-cell adhesion; response to cytokine; leukocyte tethering or rolling. Lineage: Eukaryota; Metazoa; Chordata; Amphibia; Anura; Bombinatoridae. The transcript has 34 exons. Gene Ontology annotation, molecular function: sialic acid binding; calcium ion binding; oligosaccharide binding. The coding region runs from base 164 to 5581 and encodes 1805 amino acids. The record is from RefSeq and is a predicted model, not a curated record.
CAGGAGUCAAGCAAACUGCUCUUUAGUCCCUAUUUUGGAUUUCCUUCUUGAAGAAGAUUACACCUAAAACUUCAGCUAACAAUUAUUGUUCUGAGAUCUUUUUCCUCAAAGAACUAUUUUGUCACUGGUUAUUGCUGCACAGUUUCUGAAAUAAAGUAGAAGAAUGAUUGCACUAUUUUAUUUCUCCUUCUUAAGUUAUGGCUUUUCAAUGUUUUCUGGAGUACACGGCUGGUCUUAUUUCUACUCUUCAGUCAACAUGACUUAUCAAGAGGCAAGAAAUUAUUGUAAAACUCAUUAUACAGAUUUGGUGGCAAUUCAAAACCAAGAGGAAAUCAAGUAUCUGAACGAGAUUCUUCCUUUCAAUCGUGCAUACUACUGGAUCGGCAUCCGUAAGAUCAACAACCAGUGGACUUGGGUGGGAACCAACAAAAAGCUUACCAAAGAGGCAGAAAACUGGGCCAGCAAUGAACCCAACAACAAGAGGAAGGAUGAGGACUGUGUUGAGAUGUAUGUUGGAAGAAAAGCAGAUGCUGGAAAAUGGAAUGAUGCAUCCUGUAAAAACCGAAAAGUUGCUUUGUGUUACACAGCUGCGUGCAAUGCUACCUCUUGCAGUGGUCAUGGAGAAUGUAUUGAAACAAUAAAUAAUUAUACAUGCAAGUGUAAUGAAGGUUUUUAUGGAGAGGAGUGUGAUAAAGUUGUAACCUGUGAACCUUUGGAACAACCCGAUAAAGGAUCAUUUAAUUGCUUUGCUCCUAAUGGCAACUUUAACUAUGGGACAUCUUGUGAGUUUAGCUGCCAGGAAGGUUACGAUACGGACUCUGAUAGCACAAUCCACUGUACUGUUUCUGGAUGGUCUUCAAGUGCCCCUCAAUGCAAUGUGAUAAAUUGUUAUAAUUUGAAAACUCCAGAUCAUGGAUCCAUGAGAUGCAGUGGCCCCUUUGGUGAAUCUUUGUAUAACUCCAGUUGUGAGUUUUCCUGUGAUGAAGGAUUUGAGCUUGUUGGGAAUAAUAAACUCCAGUGUAUGGGAAACUCUGAAUGGAAUGGUGUGGUACCACAGUGUACAGCUGUCAAGUGCCAAGCAAUAAAUAACAUUGACCAAGGAACAGUUACCUGCAGCCUUACUAGUGGGGACUUCACAUAUAAAUCAAGUUGUCAUUUCAAAUGUUCCAAAGGAUUUGCUUUGAUUGGAUCAGAAAGCGUCCAAUGCACAGCACAAGGAGAGUGGACAAAUGAAAUUCCUCACUGUGAAGUUAUUCAAUGUGAGCGUCCAGUUGAACCACAAUAUGGAUUAAUCAGCUGUUCUAAUGCAGAAGACAAUCUACCAGAAAACUCUACAUGCGAUUUUAGUUGUGUUAAAGGCUUUGCAUUGGUUGGGUCGCCCUCUCUACUUUGUAUUGCUCCUGGACAGUGGACAGAAGAAGCACCAAUAUGUAAAGCUGUGUCAUGCCCAGAUCUUACAAACCCUGAACAAGCUACGAUGGACUGCGAAGAUGAUUUUGGAAGAUUUAAAUAUAACUCAAAUUGCUCUUUCCAGUGCAAUGAAGGUUUUAUCUUAAUUGGAACUGAGUCACUGCAGUGUUCCUCAUCUGAGUCUUGGAGCGCCAUAGUACCUGAAUGUCAAGCUAUUCAGUGUCGGUCUUUAAAUGCCCCAGAAAAUGGCAAUAUCAAUUGCCAAGGCAAAUCAACUUACAACUCGAGAUGUUCCGUUACUUGUGCAGAAGGGUUCAAUUUAAUUGGAGCGUCAGAGCUCACUUGUGCCUCCUCUGGAGAGUGGACAUCUGAUAUCCCCGAAUGUGAAGCUGUACAAUGUCCAUCUUUGAAAGCCCCAGAAAAUGGAUAUAUCGAUUGCCAAGGAAAAUUAUUUUACAACUCCAAAUGUUCCUUUACUUGUGCAGAAGGGUUCAAGUUAAUCGGAGCAUCAGAGCUCAACUGUGAAGCCUCUGGAGAGUGGACAUCUUUUGCACCAACAUGUGAAGCUGUUCAGUGUCCAUCUUUAAAUGCCCCACAAAAUGGACUCAUCGAUUGCCAAGGAAAACCAUUUUACAACUCAAGAUGUUCUGUUACUUGCGCAGAAGGCUUUAAUUUAAUUGGAGCGUCAGAGCUCACUUGUGCCUUCUCUGGAGAGUGGACAUCGGAUAUCCCCAUAUGUGAAGCUGUACAAUGUCCAUCUUUGAAAGCCCCAGAAAAUGGAUAUAUUGAUUGCCAAGAAAAAUCAUUUUACAACUCCAAAUGUUCCUUCACUUGUGCAGAAGGGUUCAAGUUAAUCGGAAGAUCAGAGCUCAACUGUGAAGCCUCUGGAGAGUGGACAUCUUCUGGGCCAACAUGUGAAGCUGUUCAGUGUCCGUCUUUAAAAGCCCCAGAAAAUGGAUAUAUCGAUUGCCAAGGAAAAUCAUUUUACAACUCCAAAUGUUCCUUUACUUGUGCAGAAGGGUUCAAGUUAUUCGGAACAUCAGAGCUCAACUGUGAAUCGUCUGGAGAGUGGACAUCUUCUGCGCCAAAAUGUGAAGCUGUUCAGUGUCCAUCUUUAAAUGCCCCAGAAAAUGGACAUAUUGAUUGCCAGGGAAAAUCAUCUUACAACUCCAGGUGUUCUUUUACUUGUGCAGAAGGGUUCAAGUUAAUGGGUGCAUCGGAGCUCACUUGUGCGUCUUCUGGAGAGUGGACCUCUUCUGCACCAACAUGUGAAGCUGUGCAAUGUGGAACUCUUCCUAUUCCAGACAUGGGCAUAAUGAACUGUACUAAUGUUCUUGGAGACUUCAAAUUUGGCACUGUGUGUAAAUUUGAUUGCAAAGAUGAAUGGCUUCUAAAUGGAUCAAAUACUUUAGAGUGCAGCAGUGAUGGCAAAUGGAGCGCUACUAUUCCCACUUGUGAAGGUCCCAAAGUUCCUGAUGAUCCCACUUUGAAGAUUACUGUAGGAGCUGUAGCCACUGGUGCAUCUGUCUUGUCUACUGCUUCCUUACUAGCCUGGCUUGUUAAACGUCUUCGGAAAUCAGCAAAGAAAUUUACUCCUUCCAGUAGCUGCCAAACUCUUGAAAAUGCUGGCAUUUACCAGAACGCAGAAGACGUAAUUAUCACCACUACACAUUUCAAAACUGUUGAUUGCAAUAGUUACCUCAACUAUAGAAGCAAUCAUUAUAAUUCAUGGCUCAACAACAUCCCAUAUGGACAGUUUAAGAGGAUACACAGAAACUGUAGCCAUAUUGAGGAUUUUGAACAACAAAGUACUAUCCUAAAGGCCAGAUUUAGGGAAAAAGGCUACCCCCAACAAAUAAUUGAUACUGGGUACGAACGGGCUAAAUUCGACAACAGAGAUUCUUAUUUCGAACUAAAGAGUACUAACAAAAACAUUAGGAAUAACAAGAUAACAGAUCAACCCAACCCAAUGUUCAUUACCCAAUUUAACGUCAACCAUACUAAGAUUAAACGUUUUUCAAUGUUUUCUGGAGUACACGGCUGGUCUUAUUUCUACUCUUCAGUCAACAUGACUUAUCAAGAGGCAAGAAAUUAUUGUAAAACUCAUUAUACAGAUUUGGUGGCAAUUCAAAACCAAGAGGAAAUUAAGUAUCUGAAUGAGAUUCUUCCUUUCAACCGUGCAUACUACUGGAUCGGCAUCCGUAAGAUCAACAACCAGUGGACUUGGGUGGGAACCAACAAAAUGCUUACCAAAGAAGCAAAAAACUGGGCCACUGGCGAACCCAACAACAAGAGGAAGGAUGAGGACUGUGUUGAGAUGUAUGUUGGAAGAAAAGCAGAUGCUGGAAAAUGGAAUGAUGAAUCCUGUAAUAACCGAAAAGUUGCUUUGUGUUACACAGCUGCGUGCAAUGCUACCUCUUGCAGUGGUCAUGGAGAAUGUAUUGAAACAAUAAAUAAUUAUACAUGCAAGUGUAAUGAAGGUUUUUAUGGAGAGGAGUGUGAUAAAGUUGUAACCUGUGAACCUUUGGAACAACCCGAUAAAGGAUCAUUUAAUUGCUUUGCUCCUAAUGGCAACUUCAAUUACGGGACAUCUUGUGAGUUUAGCUGCCAGGAAGGGUACGAUAUGGACUCUGAUAGCACAAUCCACUGCACUGUUUCUGGAUGGUCUUCAAGUGCCCCUCAAUGCAAUGUGAUAAAUUGCUAUAAUUUGAAAACUCCAGAUCAUGGAUCCAUGAGAUGCAGUGGCCCCUUUGGUGAAUCUUUGUAUAACUCCAGCUGUGAGUUUUCCUGUGAUGAAGGAUUUGAGCUUGUUGGGAAUAAUAAACUCCAGUGUAUGGGAAACUCUGAAUGGAAUGGUGUGGUACCACAGUGUACAGCUGUCAAGUGCCAAGCAAUAAAUAACAUUGACCAAGGAACAGUUACCUGCAGCCUUACUAAUGGGGACUUCACAUAUAAAUCAAGUUGUCAUUUCAAUUGUCCCGAAGGAUUUGCUUUGAUUGGAUCAGAAAGCGUCCAAUGCACAGCACAAGGAGAGUGGACAAAUGAAAUUCCUCACUGUGAAGUUAUUCAAUGUGAGCGUCCAGUUGAACCACAAUAUGGAUUAAUCAGCUGUUCUAAUGCAGAAGACAAUCUACCAGAAAACGCUACCUGCAAUUUUAGUUGUGUUAAAGGCUUUGCAUUGGUUGGGUCGCCCUCUCUACAUUGUAUUGCUCCUGGACAGUGGACAGAAGAAGCACCAAUAUGUAAAGCUGUGUCAUGCCCAGAUCUUACAAACCCUGAACAAGCUACGAUGGACUGCGAAGAUGAUUUUGGAAGAUUUAAAUAUAACUCAAAUUGCUCUUUCCAGUGCAAUGAAGGUUUUGUCUUAAUUGGAACUGAGUCACUGCAGUGUUCCUCAUCUGGGUCUUGGAGCGCCAUAGUACCUGAGUGUCAAGCUGUACAAUGUCCAUCUUUGAAAGCCCCAGAAAAUGGAUAUAUCGAUUGCCAAGGAAAAUCGUUUUACAACUCCAAAUGUUCCUUUACUUGUGCAGAAGGGUUCAAGUUAAUCGGAAGAUCAGAGCUCAACUGUGAAGCCUCUGGAGAGUGGACCUCUUCUGGGCCAACAUGUGAAGCUGUUCAGUGUCCAUCUUUAAAUGCCCCAGAAAAUGGACAUAUUGAUUGCCAGGGAAAAUCAUCUUACAACUCCAGGUGUUCUUUUACUUGUGCAGAAGGGUUCAAGUUAAUGGGUGCAUCAGAGCUCACUUGUGCGUCUUCUGGAGAGUGGACCUCUUCUACACCAACAUGUAAAGCUGUGCAAUGUGGAACUCUUCCUAUUCCAGACAUGGGCAUCAUGAAUUGUACUAAUGUUCUUGGAGACUUCAAAUUUGGCACUGUGUGUAAAUUUGAUUGCAAAAGUGAAUGGCUUCUAAAUGGAUCAAAUACUUUAGAGUGCAGCAGUGAUGGCAAAUGGAGCGCUACUAUUCCCACUUGCGAAGGUCCCCAAGUUCCUGAUGAUCCCACUUUGAAGAUUACUGUAGGAGCUGUAGCCACUGGUGCAUCUGUCUUGUCUACUGCUUCCUUACUAGCCUGGCUUGUUAAACGUCUUCGGAAAUCAGCAAAGAAAUUUACUCCUUCCAGUAGCUGCCAAUCCCUUGAAGAUGCUGGCAUUUACCAGAAUGCUGAAGACGUGUGAUUUUCCAUAUUAAGGAAAGAAGAAACGGAAUGUACGUGGUACUAACCAAUGUUAUAGCUCAUUGAUUGGUCUAUGACAUCAUCAAUACCAAACACUAUAGAACCCACAUCAAAAGAACAUUUUUUCGAGAUGUUGAAUAAAAUGACUUGGUUUGUUCUAUGAACUUCCACCAACAGAACUCCCGGGCACUAAAAGGGAUUUAGGAGAAAAGAAUAUAUGGAGAUACAGGGUGUACAAAUUACAUUUUUUUUAGAACAGUUUUCAGAAAGAAAUGUCAAAAUAAAUAAAUUAUUAUACUAACUCGGCUAAACUCCAUCUUAACUAUUGGAGAUACUGGAUGGACCUUUUAGUGAAUUUUGCCUAUCAAUGCAAUGGAUUUGUAGAAUACCAUUAGCCAAUUAGCUAAUGUGUUUUUUUUUUCAAUUCUUGUUUAACUUAUUAGUUUUAUAAACUAAUACAAAGUCAAACGACAACUGUGGUACCUGUUUAAAACAGACUGUAAAAUAGGUUUAUCCCAAUGGGAUUAAAUAUACAAAAGUAUUUAUCUUUGUUUUUACCAUCUAUUGUUCUGUGCAUAAUAAGUAUUAUGCUAUUUUUUGUGUCAAUAGUAUGUAUUUAUUUGUCAUUUUAUUUAUUUUUUGUUGCUGUCAUGUAUUGAUAGUGUUAGCGUUUGUCUAUCAUGGUGUAUGUUUAGAUAGCUUCAUUAACCUUUUAAAGCCGUUAUGCCGUUCCAUUCCGUCAUAAUUAGACUGGGCUUUAAAGCCGUUAUGACGGAAUGGAACGUCAUAACUAACGGCUGUCCUGAAGCCUUCUGUGCUUCAGGGAUUUAAUCGCGGUCUGGAGGGCGUUCCUAGGAUUGUAGGGACGCCCCCCAGAUGCGAUCCAAUAAUUGAAAUCUCGCGAUCGUAUGCACGAUCGCGUAGUUUCAAUUUGUCUACAUCGGAACAGUUGUUCCGAUGUAGGCACUUUAACCCUGUCACGAAAGGGUUAAAUGCAUUUUUUAUUGCAGUUGUAUUUUAAAAAUAUGUAUUUAUUGCACUGUGUGUUAUUAUUGAGAUUUAAUUUAUUUAUGCUUAGCAAAAUGAGUUCAUGAAAUGCACAGCCUACAUAACACUUCAAAUAGUCAAAAUUAAACGUGUGUACAUGGCGUAAAGUAAUGGCACUUUAGUGAACCAAUACUAGAUGUGAAUUGUAGCUGUGCAAGUAAUGAUAAAAAAUAAAAAAAACAUUAGAAUAUCAUAAAUGUAAAUAUAUUUCUUGUUAUUUUUAUUUUGUAAUUAUUAUUGUAUUAUUUAUUUGAUAAUUAUUUGUUUUUUAUUUAUAUUGUACACUUGUGAAAAUAUUGUAUUUAAUAAAUUGUUGUUUAUGGA